Messenger RNA from Chanos chanos (milkfish), 4575 nucleotides. RefSeq names its product slit homolog 3 (Drosophila) (gene slit3). Gene Ontology annotation, molecular function: heparin binding; calcium ion binding; Roundabout binding. Lineage: Eukaryota; Metazoa; Chordata; Actinopteri; Gonorynchiformes; Chanidae. Gene Ontology annotation, biological process: axon guidance; negative chemotaxis. The transcript has 36 exons. The record is from RefSeq and is a predicted model, not a curated record. The coding region runs from base 1 to 4575 and encodes 1524 amino acids.
AUGCUAUCGUUUGCGCACGAGAAGCGGUCGGUGUACCAUUGGGGGAUAGUGGCUCUCGCGUGCGGAUUGCUGUGCUCUGUCGCUGUGAAUGGAUGCCCUCACAAAUGCAGUUGCUCCGGCUCUCAUGUGGAUUGCCAGGGUCAAGGCUUCAGGACCAUACCGAAGGGAAUCCCAAGGAAUACCGAACGACUGGACUUGGACAGGAAUAACAUCACUCGCAUCAACAAAGUGGACUUCUCCGGCCUUAAAAACCUGCGCGUUCUUCAUCUGGAGAACAACCAGAUCAGCGUGAUUGAGAGAGGAGCUUUUCAGGACCUCAAACUGCUGGAGAGACUCCGUCUGAACCGGAACAAGCUACAGGUCCUGCCGGAGCUGCUCUUCCAGUCCACGCCCAAACUGGGCCGCCUUGACCUGAGCGAGAACCAGAUCCAGGCUAUUCCUCGCAAAGCGUUCCGCGGGAUCACCACCGUAAAGAACCUGCAGCUGGACAGCAACCACAUCAGCUGCAUCGAAGAUGGAGCCUUCCGAGCCCUCCGCGAUCUGGAGAUACUCACCCUCAACAACAACAACAUCACCCUCAUCCCCCUGUCCAGCUUCAACCACAUGCCCAAGCUGCGGACACUUCGCCUUCACUCAAACAACCUGCACUGUGACUGUCACCUGGCCUGGCUCUCUGAUUGGCUGCGGCAGAGACGGGGUUUGGCCCCCUUCACUCAGUGCAUGGCCCCCGCCCACAUGAGAGGUCUGAAUGUGCCGGACGUCCAGAAGAGAGAGUUUGUCUGCAACGGUCCCACUCAGACUGAGCCCCGGUCCUGUGCCCCGCAGCCGUCUGUCUGUCCUGCCACCUGCACCUGCAACAACAACAUUGUCGACUGCCGCAGGAAGGGGCUGACCGAGAUCCCCGCAAAUCUGCCCGAAGGAAUCGUAGAGAUUCGUCUGGAACAGAACCUGAUUAAGACAAUCCCGCCCGGCGCUUUCUCGCCGUAUAAGAAGCUGAAGAGGAUAGAUCUGAGUAAGAAUCAGAUAUCGGAUAUCGCCGAUGAUGCCUUCAGCGGACUGCGCUCUCUCACCUCACUGGUCUUGUAUGGAAACAAAGUUGCAGAGAUACCUAAGGGAUUGUUUGAUGGCCUGGUGUCCCUACAGCUGUUGCUGCUGAACGCCAACAAGAUCAACUGUCUCCGCGUGAACACGUUUAAGGACCUGCAGAACCUGAGUCUGCUCUCUCUGUACGACAACAAACUGCAGACCAUCAGUAAGGGCUUGUUCACACCCCUGCGCUCCAUCAAAACCCUACACCUUGCUCAGAACCCGUUCAUGUGUGACUGCCACCUGAAGUGGUUGGCCGACUACCUGUUUGACAACCCCAUAGAGACGAGUGGGGCCCGCUGCAGCCACCCACGCCGCCUGGCCAACAAACGCAUCAGCCAGGUCAAGGGCAAGAAGUUCCGCUGCACAGGUUCGGAGGACUACCGCAGUCGUCUGAGUGGAGAGUGUUUCCAGGACCUGGUGUGCCCUGAACGCUGUCGCUGUGAGGGAACCGUGGUGGACUGUUCCAACCUCAAACUCACCCGCGUCCCACCCCAUCUGCCCGAAUACACCACCGACCUGCGUCUGAAUGAUAAUGAGAUUGCAGUCCUGGACGCCACGGGGACCUUUAAGAAGCUCCCAAACCUGCGCAAGAUAAACUUAAGUAACAAUAAAAUCCGGGACAUCCGUGAGGGAGCGUUUGAGGGUGCAGGAGGAGUCCUGGAGCUGCUCCUCACUGGGAAUAAACUCCAGUCACUGCACGGCAGAAUGUUUAAGGGACUGAGCGGCCUGAAGACUCUGAUGCUGAGGAGUAACCAGAUCGGCUGCGUGGACAAUGCCACUUUCAUCGGCCUGAGCUCUGUACGCCUGCUCUCUCUCUACGACAACCGCAUCUCCACCAUCGCCCCUGGAGCCUUCUCCACCCUCCAUUCUCUCUCCACCAUUAACCUGCUGUCCAAUCCGUAUGUAUGUGACUGUCACCUGGCCUGGCUGGGUCAAUGGCUGAAGAAGACCAGGGUGGUGAGUGGAAACCCCCGCUGUCAGAAGCCAGCCUUCCUCAAAGAGAUCCCUAUCCAGGACGUGGCCCCCCCAGACUUCACCUGCGAUGGCACAGAGGAGAACGGCUGUCUGCCGAUGCCGCGCUGUCCGGACUCUUGCACGUGUACGGACACGGUGGUGCGCUGCAGUAACCGGGGGCUGCGCUCUUUGCCCAAGGGCAUUCCCAAGGACACCACCGAGCUAUAUUUGGAGGGAAAUCUUCUCACAUCAGUUCCUAAAGAGCUGGCCAGCCUAAAGCAGCUGUCUUUGGUAGACCUGAGUAACAACAGCAUCAGCUCCCUGUCGCCCCUCACCUUCAGCAACAUGACUCAGCUCUCCACCCUCAUCCUGAGCUACAACCAGAUCCGCUGCAUCCCUGCCCAGGCCUUCGAGGGGCUGAGAUCUCUACGGGUCCUAACCCUCCAUGGGAAUGACCUUUCAACUGUCCCCGAGGGAGCCUUUAACCACCUGACGUCUCUGUCUCAUCUGGCGCUGGGUGCCAACCCGCUCUACUGUGACUGUAACCUGCGUUGGCUCUCUCAGUGGGUGAAGGCUGGGUAUAAGGAGCCUGGCAUUGCCCGCUGCACGGGCCCCCCCGACAUGUCUGACCGCCUACUGCUCACCACACCCCUCAACCGCUUCCAGUGCAAGGGGCCAGUUGAUCUGAAUCUGAUGUCCAAGUGCGCCCCCUGUCUUGCUGGUCCCUGUCAGAAUAACGGGACAUGCGUCAGCGAUGCGACAGGCUCAUACCACUGCUCUUGUCCCUUCGGCUACAAGGGGCGUAACUGUGAGGUGGCGGUCAAUGCCUGUAUCAGUCUUCCCUGCAGUAAUGGAGGAACAUGCCACGUCUCUCCUGGACAUGACGGUCAUUUCAGCUGCGUAUGUCCCCCAGGGUUUGAGGGUCCGCGUUGCGAGGUGAACCCAGACGACUGUGAAGACAAUGACUGUGAAAAUAACUCCACGUGUGUGGAUGGAAUCGAUAACUACACUUGCGUCUGCCCUCCCAACUACAGAGGAGACCUGUGUGAGGAGGUCAUCGAACCCUGCCUACCCGGUUUUGACCCCUGCCAGCAUGACUCCAAAUGCAUCCCGCUCACUAAAGGCUACAGAUGUGAGUGUUUACCCGGUUACGUGGGCCAGCACUGCGAGCAGGACUACAACGACUGCCUGGAGAACAAAUGUCAGCACGGCGCCGAGUGUGUGGACGCCAUCAAUGGCUACACCUGUGUCUGCAAACAGGGAUUCAGUGGUUUAUUUUGCGAGAACCCUCCUCCCAUGAUCCUCCUGCAGACGAGUCCAUGUGACCAAUCAGAUUGUCAGAACGGGGCUCAGUGUGUAGUGGUGGAGGGGGAGCCUGUGUGUCGGUGUCUGCCCGGUUUCUUCGGAAACAAGUGCCAUAAAAUGAUCACGGUCCAUUUCCUGGGGAAGGAGGCCUAUGUGAAGCUGUCCAGUGCCAAAAUCCGACCCUCCACUCACAUAUCUCUACAGAUGGCCACUGAUAAGGACAAUGGAAUUCUGCUAUAUAAGGAGGAUCAUGACCCACUGGCAUUGGAAUUGUAUCAGGGACACAUUCGCUUGAUAUACGACAUUGGCAAAUACCCCCCCACCACGGUGUACAGUGUGGAGUCUGUAAAUGACGGACGCUUCCACACAGUGGAGCUGCUGAUUCAGAACCACACUCUGAGUCUGGUGGUGGAUAAAGAAGCCCCCAAGAGUCUGGGCAAACUGCCACGCCAGCCCUCCAUGGACCACAACACCCAGCUCUACAUCGGGGGAGUGCCAGCCCUGAUCGGUGCUGCUGGUCUGCGGCCAGGUCCAGACCGCCCCUCCCAGUCCUUUAAUGGCUGUAUUCAUAACGUGAGGAUAAACGGGGAGAUGCAGGAUUUAGGAGGCGUCCGAAGCGGGGCAGAGGGCAUCCUGCCCGGGUGCCACUCCUGCAGCGUCUGUGCCCAGGGCACGUGUCGUCAGCGAGGAGAAGCGGGCGUGACCUGCGAGUGCACAGCCAAUCAGAAUGGCCCACUGUGUGAGCAGAAGACUUCACCAAGUCCCUGCCAGACCAGCAGGUGUGUCCACGGUCUCUGCGUACCCAAAGGCUCGUCCUACAGCUGUCAGUGCGCGGAGGGUUACUCUGGAACGUACUGUGACCGGAGGGAGGAGCCCGCGGCGUGUAAAGGUCACACGUGUGUGCACGGCGAGUGCCGGGUGACGGAGAGCGGUGAACCCGCGUGUCACUGCCAGCCUGGGUACUCAGGCCCUACCUGUGCCACAGAGCUGACCUGUCAGGGGGAGAUGAUCAGAGAGCUGCUGAAACGUCACCUGGGACACAAGACGUGCACCUCCACCAGUAAGAUACCUCGCGUCGAAUGCCCCCGCGCCUGCCACGCUGGCCUCUGCUGCGCACCCACCAAGAGCCGGAGACGGAAAGUCAGCUUCAAAUGCUCCGACGGCUCCACGUUCUCCGAGGAGAUGGAGACCACCGUGGAGUGCGGCUGCGUAAAGUGUCCGUUAUAA